Molecule: messenger RNA, 1008 nt
Organism: Penicillium canescens
Lineage: Eukaryota; Fungi; Ascomycota; Eurotiomycetes; Eurotiales; Aspergillaceae
Product: DNA/RNA-binding domain
Exons: 1
Coding region: 1-1008 (335 amino acids)
Biological process (GO): nuclear-transcribed mRNA catabolic process, nonsense-mediated decay
Cellular component (GO): telomerase holoenzyme complex
Molecular function (GO): telomeric repeat DNA binding; telomerase RNA binding; protein binding
Source: RefSeq, a predicted model, not a curated record
AUGCCUAUCACGACCGUCAUCUCGUUGCACCAAACACUCAUCUACGAACAUCACGACUUUUUUAUUGCUUCGCAACGUCCAGCGGCCAGUCCAGUCGUGAGGAGCCAAGCUGAAAAGCACCAGAUGCCUGGACGCAUGUGGCGCUACGGAAUCCAUUCCUGCCUCGAACUAUUGCUGGAAAGACUCCUUGCUACACCUUUUAUGCAAGACCAUAUAUUAGGCUUCAUAUAUUUCUCGUAUUCGAUGGUGACACUUCUGCUAGAGCAGGUCCCGAAUUUCAAGGGAACCUGGUUCGAAUGUCUGGGGGACCUAGCGCGCUAUCGUAUGGCAGUGGAGGAUACAGAUGUCACGGUCCGCGAUAUAUGGGCAGAGGUGUCUAGAUAUUGGUACAAUCAGUAUCUUUAUCAACGUUCUGAACCCGGCCGAAUCCAGCACCACCUUGGCGUCCUCUCUCGCUCGGAUACUUUGCAGCGGUUCUUCUACUACUCGAAAGCAUUGCUCAGCGUGGACCCAUUUGCAAAUGCGCGUAAGAGCAUGAUUCACCUGUUCAACCCUAUCCUAAGAGCACCCGCUGACAGACACACACUGAUCACUUCGUUUGUGGCCGCCCAUGGUGUUCUUUUCUUGCGCAUGCCAAGUGAGCAGUUUGAUGCUCGGUCAAACUUCUUCCUUGUGAAUCUUCGCCAGGGGGCUAGCCGGUUAGGCCGAGAGGCACAGCAAGGCAUUUUCAUCACGUGCUGCAAUAUCGCUGCGAUUUUCCAGUAUGGGGAUGAAAAUGGAGCUUUUGCUACGGAUUUUGCUGGCGACCCAAGUACUUCCACUGCAGACGCCUAUGUCAAUGCCAAGCAGUGGGCAUCUACAACAGCACCUAUCGACUUAAACAUAGACCUGGCUUUGCACCUCCCCGCGGUGCGGAAUCUCAGAACCUGCACCGCACCUCAAGAGGUGCAGGUGCAGACUUUCGCACCUCAACCAACCCUGAGGGUCGGGAGAGUCGAUGGAGGGUAA